Oreochromis aureus is the source of this 1462-nucleotide messenger RNA. RefSeq lists its product as uncharacterized. Lineage: Eukaryota; Metazoa; Chordata; Actinopteri; Cichliformes; Cichlidae. The transcript is spliced from 4 exons. The record is from RefSeq and is a predicted model, not a curated record. Bases 50 to 679 code for a protein of 209 amino acids.
UAACAGCAGAGAAUGAGGCAGUGUGUGUUCUUUCCUACGGUCUCUGCCCAUGUGCUCUGACACCAUAAAACAGAGUCAAACUAAACACCACAGACAUCUACAGUGGAUCAAAGACAGCAGGGUGGUUAAAAUGAUGGCUUUCUUACUUACUGAAUGGAGACACGUUGCUGCCUUGGUUUCUAUUUUCUGGCUAGCUGCAGCAGAAGACAACCCAAAAAUAGAGUUGAAGACUUCGCCCAAUAUCACAGCACAGCUUGGACAAAAUGUGACACUGCCAUGUGAAGCCAACUUAGACUCAUCAAAAAUUGGGGACUUGUCCUGGCUAUUUCUUACUAAAAAACAACAUAUUUGUAAAUAUGCAAAGGAAAACACUGCAUUGCUUGAGAGCAACUGUGAAGUAAUAAAUGGGACUUCACUAAUCCUGAAACUCAUCAAUGUAAGCCCAGCUGAUCAGGGAGUAUACAUGUGCAAGCUACGCUCCAUGAAGGGACCAAGCGAGAAUACCUCUACUGUUACAGUCCAAGAGUCUUCCACAAGUUCUCCAGAGGACAACUCCACGACUCUUGCUCAACUGGCAUCUGCUAAAACUCAGGAAACAACUUCAGGGUCAGGAAAUUUGGUGCAGUUGAUGUAUAUAAUGGUGGGAAUCAUCAUAGUGAAUCUUAUUAUGUAUUGUUAAUGGAACAAACGUGUCCAUUUCAGCAUUUUGACUAAUUUUUAAUGUGAACAGCUAUAAGUUGCAGGUGGUCGUGCCCCAGAAGCUCAAAAAGAGAAUUUCUGAAAUUCUUAGCAAAUCUUUAUCUGGAGAGAAGGAUUGUAAAAUCACCGUUUAACUUAAAUGUGGACUAAUGAAGCGCUGAAUGGCUUCAUUUAAAAAAUCACAGCACUGAUUGCUGAAAACUCCCCACUUGAUGGCAGCACAGCAUUUUCUUUCCCUUGUCAUGUGAAGCGGAGGCACAGUACACUUGAACAUUCGGCAGGAGCAGACUGAAUAACUUUUAUCACGAGUAUCUAAUUAUUCCAGAAAACGUGAACAGAUGAAUUCACAGGCAGAAAAAUCUCCACAUUGCAGAAAAUCCAGCUUCAUUUUCACUCUUGUUUUAUUGGCAGUUUUAUGCUGACUGUGAAAAGGAGGUUUGCAUGUCACAUCGCCACAAUCACAUUUAUUCAAAUACUGCGUAGAAUUAUUUGCUUGUCUGUUAAAAGUCAUAAUGUUAUGUUAUCAUUUUUUUAUUUCCAUAUUACAUUCAGCUCACAGUAAAUGUGUAGUGACAUGUACUCUAACCUAAUGAGCAGUGGCUGAUGUUGAAUCUUGCUUGGACACUGGAUUUAGGGGGACUUGUAUAUAGGGUUGGAACUUUUUUAAAAAUAUUUUUUAUAUACUACGCUUAAAAAGUUGUGAAAUGCUGUAAAUGUGAUGUACAAUGUGUAAACCUUUUGAGAAUAAAGCAAGUAAACACCC